UACUUCCUUCGCCGGUCUUCGAGUUGGCGUUGCGCGGAGAGCGAAACCCUAGAAGCCGAUCUUUACGGUCAUGGCGAAGAACCGGAACAACAAAACGAAGAACAAGAGUAACCCGAAGAAGGACGGCGCCGUGCCGAUAGAUGCCUCCACGGAGGCCGUAGUGAUGGAUACGUCGGAUGGAAACCCGUCAAAUCCAGCUCUUGGUGCCAUCAAUAGAAAGAUCAAGAAAGCAAUACCAGUAAAGAGAUCCAAGAACAUCCGGAAGCUAAAACUUAUAGCCAAAGCUAUUGCCAACAGUGAGAAGGGAGAGGAAAAACAAUCGAGGAACAAAAGUAAGAUGCUGAGGAUUCAUUCUGCCAAGUCUUUGUAUGACUAAAAUUAGUUUAGAUUUGUUUAUUAUUGUUGGUCCAAUGUACGGGGCUUCCACCCAUGCAAAUCCAUAGAAGGUUAUGGACUGUGAUGAUACCCAUGCAGUAUUUGUUUCAACAGCAUGAUUCAUGGGUCUGAAUAAUUACUAUUAGCUUGUAGUUAAUGAUUUUGUAACAGAGAGCUUUUUUAUUGGGAUGGAUGAAAAAUUUAUCAGCCA
Musa acuminata AAA Group (dessert banana) is the source of this 586-nucleotide messenger RNA. RefSeq lists its product as uncharacterized. The transcript has 3 exons. The coding region runs from base 71 to 376 and encodes 101 amino acids. NCBI's taxonomy places the organism in Eukaryota, Viridiplantae, Streptophyta, Magnoliopsida, Zingiberales, Musaceae. The record is from RefSeq and is a predicted model, not a curated record.